AUGUCUCAUGACAAGAACGAUUCAUCAUGUUCUUAUGAAUCAGAUUCAAAUACGUCUUCAUCAUCUUCAGGGGAAGAAGAAAUCAUAAGUAAACCAAUAUUCAUACCAAAAAAUCAAAGAGAUCAAUCAGAAAAAAAUAAUUCAAUUGAAGAUAACUCAUCAAAUUCAAGGAAUAAUCAAAAAAAGGAACUAUUAAUAUCACAUUUAGAACAAAAAUCAAAACAACAAAAAGAUACAACAUCAACCACAAAAGAAGAAGAUUUAAUUGGUAUUAAUUCAGUUAAUGAUAUUGAUGAUAUAAAUCCUGAAUUAGAAUAUAAAAAUUGGAAAUUACGUGAAUUAAAAAGAUUUAAAAGAGAUCAAUUAAGAAUUAAACAACAAGAAUUGGAAAAAGAAGAACAAUUUAAAAGAUUAAAUCAAAAAUAG
Molecule: messenger RNA, 426 nt
Organism: Lodderomyces pseudojiufengensis
Lineage: Eukaryota; Fungi; Ascomycota; Pichiomycetes; Serinales; Debaryomycetaceae
Exons: 1
Coding region: 1-426 (141 amino acids)
Biological process (GO): mRNA splicing, via spliceosome
Cellular component (GO): U2-type spliceosomal complex
Molecular function (GO): RNA binding
Source: RefSeq, a predicted model, not a curated record